AGUCAAUAGUCCAGCAGCAAUGGAGAGAGAGGGCAGAGUAGGCUGGCGAGAGGAGGAGACAAUAUAAAAGAAAGAAGAUAUCAAACACCAGUGAGGUGUUGUCGGGAAAAGUCAAACUUUGCUGUUCUCAGACAUGGAUGACUUUGUUCGUAACAAAUUGACUGAAUGGGGUCUCAGCGAAUGGAUAGAUAGAUUUAAAGAUGAAGGCAUUGACAAGGAAAGUCUUUACUGUCUCAAUGAUCACGACAUUGAACAACUGUUUCCAAAAGUGGGACUGAGGGCAAUAUUCAGGAAGAAACUCCAGUUGUUGAAGGAGCAUGAAGCUGCAGCUGAUUCUACUCAGGUUCAGCCAUCCACCAGCCACACAGGUGAUAAAGGCAAAAAAAAGUUGGAUCCUCAGGGCAAAUGUCAAUCACCAACCACUAAACGACAAUGUGACACUAUACCGGGAGAAAAUUCAGAAGAAAUCAUACUGGGUGAAGUGACGGAAAUAAUGGAAAAAGUCAGACAAAAUAUACAACAAGGCAAAACAUUUAACACUUUUCUGACAGAUAAAAUCAGAGAUUUGGAAACAGACAAGAGGGAGCUGGUUGGUGUCUUUGGUAAAACAGGGGCUGGAAAGAGCUCCUUGAUAAAUGCCGUCAUUGGAGAGGAGAAUCUCUUGCCCUCUGGAAGUGGCAGUGCAUGUACCUCAGCAAUGAUUAAAGUGGAGGCGAACGUGGACAACCAAAACUAUGAAGCAGAAAUUGAGUUCAUUACAAAAGAGGACUGGAGAGAAGAGUUGUGGAACUUUGACAAAUUCCUUAAAGAAGAUGGUUGUGAUGAUGGUGAUGAUGAUGACGAAUAUCGUGAAAAGCUGUCAGCGCUUUAUGGAGAAGGAUGGGAAGAUAAAUCUCCCGAUGAACUCAUGGACAAAAAUUAUUUCAGAGAAAUUCCAGAAUUUCUCAGAUCUGAGAAGAAGAUGUUGACAGGCAAAUCAGCUGAAGACCUAUCUGAAAAAUUAAUCCAAUACACAAGAAGGGAAAAAGACAGACAGGGGUGUUAUUGGCCACUAGUAAAGUGUGUGACCGUUAAGGUGCCCAAUAAAAAACUUCUUCAGCAUGUCACACUGGUUGAUCUUCCUGGAAAUGGAGACUGUAACAAGGGCAGAGAUGAAAUGUGGAAAAAGCUUGUUGCAAGUUGUUCAACUGUGUGGAUCGUAACGGAAAUGAAUCGAGCAGCAGAUGAAAAAGAAGCCUGGGAGAUCCUGGAAAGUGCCUGUAGCCUCAUGGGAAAUGGUGGCGAGUGUCAGCAGAUUCACUUCAUCUGCACUAAGUCUGAUCUUACUGAAGUUUCAAAAGCACGUUCAACAGAUGAGGCUCGUAAUCUCAGAUUUAAAGAAAAUGAGCAAACCAAGAAAGAUGUACGGAACAAUUUCAACCAAAGAAAAAAGAUUCAGAAACAUUUUGAACAGGACCGUUUCACAGUGUUUAUGGUGAGCUCCAAAGAGUUUCUACAGGGAAAAUGUCUGAAUACAGAUGAGAAUGAAAUACCCAAACUUCAGAAAUUUCUGCAAGAGCUCAAUGACCGUCACUCAGAAAACUUAAACUAUGUUUCUGGAGCUCAUGGGAUUCUUUCUCUGAUUGAAGGGGCCAGAUCUGGACAGGUGACUGGCAAAAAUGGAGAUGUGUGCACAGCCCUUGAAGACAGCAUGAGGCUUCAACUUGAUAAAAUCAGAAAACCCAUAAAAGAUGCUUAUGAGGCUUUUGAAAAAUGCCUUAGUGAAGGGGUCAAAAAUUCUAAAGAUUCAUGUGAAAAAACCUUGAAGUCCUUCUUAUAUCCAAAAGGAAAAGGAGCCGGCAGUGCUUUUCACAAGACACUGAAGUGUGUAGUAGUGAACAACGGCACCCACAAGCCAAAAAAAAAGAAACAAAUUAAUCUCAAUGCAAAGUUAGCUUCAUGGCUGACUGACAGCAUUGAUGAGGAAUUCAAGAAGACCUUCCCAAAUGACAGAAGAUGUGGACCAUUCAACGGGGUCAUCAGUGAGUUUUCACUUGACACCCAGGGGCUGAUUCAAAAGUACAAAGAUUUUGAGCUGCAACUGACGUUUCUCAAGACAGAGGAAGAAAAGAUUAAGACAAAACUCCACAACAUUAUCCGGGACAAAAAGAAAACCAUCUACAGCAGUCUGACAGAGUUAAUCAAGAACAGCAUGCAAGAAUGCUAUAAAAGAGCAGCCGAGUUUAGAGGAAAGGACACUCUGAAAAACAUGAGGGACACUCUUGAGAUGCAUGUGCGUGAUUCAAAGAACACCAUGUUUGAGAACGCUAAAGAUGAUAUGUUGGCCCAGCUGAAUCAGUUGAAGGAAAACAUCCUGAAGACACUGGAGGAAACUAUGCAGACAUCAAUUGAGCUGUCACUCAAGACAGAUGAUGCAGCACUCCCAGAUUUUACAACAGAGCUUGAGAUGGUGAAAAAAUACCACAGUAUCUUAAAGUGCAGAGCUGUAAAGAGACCAGCAUCCAUGUCAUCUCCUCUUGCUUUUAAAGAAAGCCAUUCUUCCGAAACAAACACUGGUCCACCUGGCCCAACAGAUGCACUACAAAAGCCAGAGUUGACUUAAUUGUGCACAGGUUUCUUCAGAGGAGAAAAACAGCACAGGCCUGAUCACCCACUGAAGGUCCUGUGGACACACUGAUCUGGAUUUUCUCUCAACCAUUUUUGUCAAGUUAUUAUCCCUUUUUUCUUGGAGUGGUACACACUCCAAGAAAAAAAAGAGGAAAUGUGACAAACCAGUGGCCUCUUACUCAUUCAGUUACUUCAUUCAGUUUUCAUUUUUUAUUCCUAUUUUACCAUAAAAGUCUGACUGCAUCGAUUCUAAAUACAUAAAAGUAUUACAUAUGCUACACUUUCCAGUAAACUUAAUAGUCAACUUUUGAGUGAUGUAGUUUGUGAUGUAGUUUUUCUUAUUCAUUGUUAAACAAUUUUGCUUUUCUUUUCUGAAGCAGCAAGGUCACUAUAUGAACUCAUAUAUAUGAAUAUCUCCCUGAUAUAUGAAACAUGACAUACUCACUCAAAAUUACUGCUGGUGCUACUCAGUGUUUAAUGAAUGUUCAGUGGGAUUAAGAACAUUAAUAUCAGUGGCAUGAUCAGGAAACCACUCCCAGAUUAUGUUGCAGUAAAACAUGUUUAGCAAGUGCUUUAAGGUCAGUUCCUCUUCACAACAUCCACAUCAUUUCCACAUCAAUCCUUGUAGUGACUAAUUCUUACUCUUUAGCAGCUACUGGCUACUAAUGGCAUAAAAUACCUAUAUAUGUGUACUCAGAAACAAUAUUCAGUCUUUUCCAAUACUUCAUAUAUGCUGCAGUUAUUUUGUUACUAAUAUCCAUUUCCUGUAUAGUUUGUCACUUCCCAAGCUUUCAACAUAAAGUUAAAACAAAUACAGCCAAACAAUAAAUCUGAGCACAGUCAAAAACUGUUUGCUCCUUUUCAUCAGCAACACAUGUGAUAACUGGGAUGAACUUAAAUAACCUGUGGCCAGUCUGGCCUUUACCAUAGACCCCCUAGUGCUUGAAUUUUACAUUUAACACAAGUCAAAUACAUGGCUCCUACAGUUGUGCCCUGCUCCCAGUGUUUUCCCCAGCCAAUCAGCUCCUUGCCUGUUCUCCUGUCUAGUUACCUGUUCCCUAUUCCCUCAUUGGUUCAGUUUGUAUUUAAGUUUUGUGGUUCAGUUUUGUUUUGUUCGCCUACAUUCCUGAGUGUUGAACAAAUAGAUAUGGAUUUUUCAGUUCCUGCUUCCUGCUGUCUCCUACAUUUCAGUCCACCUGCUUCUCUCCACCUAACAGAUACAAGACCGUCCUCUUAUAUGUUGUGGCUUGGAGAGCACACCGCUGAUCCCGAGCAUUUGUCAUUUUAUACUUUUUAACACAUUUAUUGUUAACUGUUACAGUUAAAUAUCAAGUGUUUUUAACAUCUGUCUGUGCAAUGUAGCCUAUUCUCUGUCUGAAAUAAAAAGAAAACCGCAUUAAGUCA
Messenger RNA from Thunnus maccoyii (southern bluefin tuna), 4011 nucleotides. RefSeq names its product nuclear GTPase SLIP-GC-like. Lineage: Eukaryota; Metazoa; Chordata; Actinopteri; Scombriformes; Scombridae. Gene Ontology annotation, molecular function: GTPase activity. The transcript has 24 exons. The record is from RefSeq and is a predicted model, not a curated record. Bases 134 to 2602 code for a protein of 822 amino acids.